Molecule: messenger RNA, 4398 nt
Organism: Patella vulgata (common limpet)
Lineage: Eukaryota; Metazoa; Mollusca; Gastropoda; Patellidae
Exons: 8
Coding region: 420-1487 (355 amino acids)
Source: RefSeq, a predicted model, not a curated record
UUAGGACAACGUUAACCUCAAGGGUUAUAUAACCUCGUGGAGAAAUAUUUUGAUGUUAACAAGCAUUAUCAUCCGUCAUAGUGGUAUUUCUGUGAAGGAGAUCAACAAAAAUUUUCUUUCAAAACGUCGGAUAUUGUAUUCACUAUUAAUAGACAACGGGAAAUUUGGUGAUAUCUUCUUAGAUUUAUUGAAGUUUUGUUAAGCCAGAUAGUGAUAAGAGAUGUUUAUUGGGUAUAAACAUACAUGUUGAACAGCUUUGUUAAGCCAGAUAGUGAUAAGAGAUGUUUAUUGGGUAUAAACUACAUGUUGAACAACUUCAUCUGAUUUACUGACUAAUUUACUUGUGAAGAAUCCUAGUUACAGUGCUUCUCGUCAAUUGGUCUCAUUCCAAUAGAUGUGAAACUAAUUCCUCGACCAGAAUGGCCAAUAGGCGAACAAAUGGUCAGCCCUGUCCAAAGGGGGCUAUGUGUUCAAAUAACGAGUCCGUGCUCGAGAAAGAGGGAAUGAACAGUUCUUGUGUAAAAACCGAGAUACUCUAUAAAGAAAUUGAUUCCUUGACAAUUUCACAGACCGGAGCAUGUAGUAAUACCGAAACGUCCGAAAUCUUGGUAGAAGCGGACGAAGAAUCAGAUGAGCCAGAUUCCUCUGCUGAACCUAAAGCUAGAAGGAAAUACUGUUUAUUUGAACUAACGACCCUUAAUACAAACAAACACAUCAUAAGUAAGAUAAAGUGUGAAAACUUCAGAAAAUAUUUUAGAAAAGAUGAUGAAGUAAUAUCUGUAAACAGUACAAUCAGCUUCUCACACACUGAACUAGUGAAGCACUUUAACAGAGAGAUUGAAGAUUUUUAUAAAGAAGAAUCAACAUUGGUUAUAGAAGUAAAGAGAGUGGAGAGCGGAAUCACCGAGUUCAUAACUUUCACCAGUCAAGCCACACAGUAUGAAGAAGAUGGCCCAUGUUCAAAAAUACUUAAAAAUUUCAAGUUUUCUAUCACCGAACGUUCAUUUGAAUAUAUUGAAAGAAUACCAGCCAGAAUUAUACGACUUUGUUGCUAUAGUCAUCUAAAGUAUUUGAAAUACGAUGGAAAGGCUAUUAGCAUGGAUGUAAUUGACGGCGAAAAGAACCUUUUUUUCAAGUUCUUAUAUACAGAAUUCCAGGUGGGCCCUGUAGAUGGAAAAUAUGAAUAUAUGGGCUGUAUCCAGGAUGUAUCACAUAAUACCUUUCUAUGCCAAUGUAGGGGUAAUAAAGAUAUUCAAUUUGAAUCGAUGCAGCCAAUUGAGUUUGCAGAAAAAAGAGUCAAAGUUGAUAAACGGUUCUUUUUUCGCACCAAGUCCAAAGAAGCUAAUGAUAUCAACUAUUUCCAGUCAGUAAAGAGUAAAAAUCAUUACCUUGCCUACAAUGCGGUGGAUGGCCUGUACUUGAAGAACUGGACAGCACAAAACAGAUCUGGAGAAUUUGAAUUUAAAUUGUUUUAUAUAGAUUCUUAAUACGUUUAAGUACCGUAUAUAGAACAUUAACUAUACAACUGCAUUUUAAACGAGAUCUGUAAUUUUAUAGAUACAUAAAUGUACAGGUCAUACACAAUUACUGCUGCUACAAAGCAGUAAUAGCCAUGCUUAAUUGAUAGACGAUAAACUCAAUUACAUAAUACAGGUAUGCCAUACCGAACAAAUAUCUAGUAACUUUGACUACAAAGCGUAUAUUGAUUUGUUCAUACGAUAUGUUAUGUGUAUAUAAGACCCUUAAAAUCAGAGAAAAGGUGUGGGAAGCAGACUGGCUGUGAUAUCGACGUGAAGACAUCUACCUAUGAAGUUGGCCUUUUAGCCCAGUCUAGUAGUCUACACCGUACGAGUAUUGUAUGGCUGUGUACCGUAUAAUAAUUUGUAUAUAUGUUCCUGACAACAAACCUAUUAUACUCGAAGUGUAUUAAAUUUAAAUGUGAAUAGAAGUACCAGAUAUAUUAAGAACUUACUAUGUUACACUGCUUUGUACCUGUAGCUUUAACCAAGUAAAAAUGAAAUCCAUUCAACAAGCACCACUGAUAUGCUCCUGUCAAGGAACCUCUUCUAAAAAUAGGCUGUCAUACGUAUUUAUGAUCAUUAUGUGUCCAGAGCCGAUGUAUAAAACAUUCUGUUACUAUAAGAUCAAUAUUGAAUAUAACACACGUGUAGCGGGGGGAGAGGGGGGGGGGGGUAACGUCAACUCGAAACAAACUAGGUCAUUUCGGGACUAACAUAUGGUUUCAUUUUAUUUCAAUAAUUUGCUUUCGCGUAGGGGUCUUUAGCAAUGGGGGGAAACCGGUGGAGCCGGAGAAAACCCACGCGGUUGAACAGGCGACCCUACUCCUUGGCACGUACAACCGGGCAAUCGAAACAACGGCAGUUCACUCAAUGACAGACCUUAUGAUACAGUGUGCUACUGUGCACGUGCUAACCAUUCGGCCAUCCAACCCCCACACGUACCGGAGCUGUUAGUAAUAACUUCAGAUAUAGAAAUGGAAUGAAAUGCGGUUUAACGUUCUACUCUUUUGCACCGACAAGGCUAAUGAAAACGAGCAUACGCCAUACAAUGUACAAUGAAGGAAAUUUUGUGUACCUCGUUUUUUCGUCCCACCAGAACGACUUGACGCUGUCCUUGCAAGGUCCUGAAUAGGGGAGCCGCGCCGGGAAAUCUUCGAAGAACUUUAUUGGCUAACACCUAUUGCGAACCCGAGAACUGCUGGUUAGUAAGCCAACUUCUUAAUCACUGAGUUUAAACAUUCACUAAAGUACGGUCAAGUUUUGUUACCGUACCGUAGUUGUUAGAGAUCAAAUCAGGAUGUUUGGAACUAUUACGAAUUAUUUAUAUUAUCAAUGAAAACAUUAUUGUAUAGAUUGUAGAUAUAUUUAUUAUCAAAACAUGUAUUAAUUACCAUAAAUCAUAGAUGUAUAGUACUGGUUAUCAUACAAUUGGACGGCUAACUGUCAUUUUAGAUGCUUUAGAUAGUUUACAUCUAUCUAGGCCUUUCUUCGGUCUCGUUCUGUUACGUUAAACCGGAAGUGCACUAACAUGGUGUAAUUUAGCUUAUUUUCACCAUAAGUAUAUUGACAGUUAAUUGUAAUGUCUUUUAUGAAUUCCUUGAACUUGAUUACCUUUAACACUCAUAUUAUAGUUCAUUUUAUAUGCAUUUUUAGUAGAUACAGCGCGUCACUCUCCACACAAGUCUCGCAAUCCAGCAUUCUGCAAGGGAAGACAACUCUGUUUGGGAGAUUGACAGUGCGUGGCAUUUCGGGCGUUCCCAUUAGACGAGAAGAAAUCCCAUGCAGAGAUUGGAUAAUCUAGUCACGUGAUACCGAUGCAACGGUAUUUUAUAGGCAACCACGUUCGUUGUUUCUGCGCUCUACGCCCUGGCUCGAUUUCACGUCUGCUAGACAGUGAUCGUCCCAUAUAGAAUAACCUUUUCUUAAAAUAUUUAAUAUAUAUUUAUAAAAACAUUUAUAAUCAAACCAUGGAGGAGAAUCGGUGUUAGUCUGAUUAUAAAGUCAGUUUAUAAAUUAUAUAUUGUUGUUUUAUAAUUAUUCACGGCGUUUCGAGUCUACCGUCAGUAGCGGAUUAUCAGUGAGGCUGAUGAGGCUGCAGCUUCAGGCCCAAAGAUUUUGUAAAAAAAAUUUUUUGUAGACUUGUCUGAUACGAUUAAAAACGCAUAGACAAUGAAUGUUAGGGGGUGGGGUUUAGGCCCAACGGAAAUCAACAUAGGCCCUCACCCGAAAUUAAUUAGGCCAACGCCAUUUUAAAUAGGCCCUAUUGUUUGGAGAUCUGAUCUUAUUUUUUAAACGUAGGCCUACAAUGUACGUUAAAUCCUUGUAAGUUUUCGGUUAUGUCUUGCUUAAUAUAUUGUAUCCACGUGACGUCAUUUAUGGGCAUAUAAAGUUACAUAACCAAUAUCAAACGACUUUGGCUUAAGAAAAAAUAUCUAGCAAAAGAUCUUGCGCUAGUUUCGAUGUAAACACCCCAUCAUGAGGAAAUAUUAUCCUUGAAAAUAGGUGUAUGUACAGUUGGUUUCCGGUGACGUUUCUGCUGUCAAAGCAUUUUGUACGACAAAUUUCAAUAGUUAUAACUAAUAUUUUAAUAAUAUUAUAACCUCAGUAACGAAUCCCAUUUUUAAUGUUAGCAACUACCUUGGCUCUAACUUUAUUUAAAAACUAAAUAGGCCCUCCAGCAACUGCCGCCUCAGGCCUUGGUGGAGCUUACUCCGCCACUGUCUACCGUUAGCCUAUAGUUAUAGGCUAUAGGCCUAGUCUUAUUUGGACUAUUUAACCACAUAUCCGCGGCAUCCUUGACAUAUAAUUCUAUGAAACCUAUUUUAGCCUUAUAAGCCUUAUUGGCCAGUUAGUGGUAAUAAAACUUGUUGAUUCUUUA